Molecule: messenger RNA, 2027 nt
Organism: Nymphaea colorata (pocket water lily)
Lineage: Eukaryota; Viridiplantae; Streptophyta; Magnoliopsida; Nymphaeales; Nymphaeaceae
Product: protochlorophyllide-dependent translocon component 52, chloroplastic
Exons: 8
Coding region: 157-1848 (563 amino acids)
Molecular function (GO): chlorophyllide a oxygenase activity; 2 iron, 2 sulfur cluster binding
Source: RefSeq, a predicted model, not a curated record
GAUGAUCCUGCGCCCAGCCUGCCCUCCGUGGCCUGCCCUUGAUGGCUUGAAGAUCUCUUAGCAGACUACGUAGCGUCAGCGAGCGCCACACGUUUUCUCCAUGCCUGCCAAAGUGUUCACUCCUCGGCCGUCCAGAGAUUCUCCUUAGUGUCAGCCAUGGCAGCGCUUCUUGCUCCUGCCAUCGUGGCGAAUCCUGCUGGUGCUUCAGCAGCGAAAAUAUCACCCCUUACUACUCCCCCUUCGAUUCCCUCCUGCCCUAGGCCAGGGCUCUUUGUUCGCUUCGGCAAAAGGCCUCAGCGGUCGGGCCUAAGAGCGUAUUCUCCUUCUUCUUCUGUCUCUUCUUCUUCGGUGCUGUCGGCGAACGAACGUUCUGCCGAGGUGGAGCAGCAGGCGGAGGAGAAGGAAGAGAAGUUCGAUUGGUUCAGCAAUUGGUAUCCUGUAGCUCCGGUCUGCGACCUUGACAAGAAGGCGCCUCAUGCGAAGAAGGUGAUGGGCCUUGACGUGGUUGUUUGGUGGGACAGAGCGGAGGGGAAGUGGCAGGUGUUCGAUGACCGGUGCCCUCACCGGCUGGCUCCUCUUUCGGAGGGCCGAAUUGAUCCGAAUGGCCGCCUCCAGUGCGUAUACCAUGGUUGGUGCUUCGAUGGCUCUGGCAGCUGCAAGUAUAUUCCUCAAGCUCCCCAAGAUGGACCUCCGGUUCAUACUUCCAGAAGAGCGUGUGCAUUUGUUUAUCCUAGUUUUGAGCAGAACGGUCUCGUGUGGUUUUGGCCAAGCACCGACCCUCAAUACAAAGAUAUUGGAGAGAAGCUGAAACCUCCUCUUCUUCCAAAGGUGGAUGAUCCAUCAUAUUCGUCAUUAAUAGCAAGCAGGGAUAUUCCAUAUGGGUACGAGGUCCUCAUUGAAAAUCUUAUGGAUCCAGCUCAUGUUCCAUAUGCACACUAUGGAAUAAUGCGCACUGCAAGGAAGCCACCAGAUUUUGUGCAACGUGACAGAGAAGGAGGAAGACCAUUGGACAUAACUGUGAAAACACUUGAUGCAGCAGGUUUUGUAGCAACACAAGAGAAUGGUUAUAGCAAAUUUGUAGCACCUUGUCUGUUUUAUGCAUUUGCAUCAUUCGGUUCAAAUGCUAAACCUGAUCCAGAGGUUGCUGAGGAUACGAGUGAUCAGAAAAAUGUCGUCCUGAUUUUCAUUUGCGUGCCAGUAGCUCCUGGUAGAAGCAGAUUGAUAUGGACAUUCCCUAGGAACUUUGCUUUAUGGACAGAUAAAAUAGUUCCAAGGUGGAUAUUUCAUAUUGGUCAAAAUCUAAUUCUAGACUCUGAUCUAUAUCUUCUUCACUUGGAGGACUUGCAAACUAAGAAGACAAUUGGUGGAGGCUAUGAGAAAGAGGGCAUCCACAUCCUUUUUUAUUCUGAACGGAAGAUAGAAGAUGCUGGUCAAUCGAAUUGGCAAAAAGCUUGUUUUGUGCCUACAAAGUCGGAUGCACUUGUAAUUGCAUUUAGGAAGUGGCUGAGGAAGUACUCAAAUGGCCAAAUUGAAUGGGCUACGCAGUUUGGAGGUCUGCCCCCAACUUUCGCUCGUGAGCAACUUAUGGACAGAUACUAUUCACACGUGGUGAAUUGUAGUAGCUGCCGAGCAGCAGUAACAGCAUUAAAGGCUUUGGAGUUCUGUCUGCAGGUCUUGCCAAUUGCAUUGAUAGGUAUGGUUGCAGUUGCUAAUGGCACCACGGUUUCAAGUGUGGCACGAAAAGUUCUUGUUUUCACUGCAGUCUUAUGCUUUGUGGCUUCAAAAUGGCUGGGUAACUUCAUUUACAAGACCUUUUAUUUCCAUGACUACAACCACGCCUUCAAGUAAAUACUUUUGGUAGCCGUUGUCUGUAAAUUCUUCUUAGACAGUAUUCUUCCUGUAACUGUAUUGAUUACUAUUCUAGACAUUAGCCUUCCUUGCUAUCAUGGCUUUUCUGCUCACACUGUUUAAUUGAGUGGACGUCAUAAAAUUAUAAAUGAAAGAAAGAAAACCAGUUCAGCUUCGUU